This is a messenger RNA of Epinephelus lanceolatus (giant grouper), 4429 nucleotides long. RefSeq names its product SMAD specific E3 ubiquitin protein ligase 2 (gene smurf2). Gene Ontology annotation, biological process: proteasome-mediated ubiquitin-dependent protein catabolic process; negative regulation of BMP signaling pathway; protein ubiquitination. Gene Ontology annotation, cellular component: cytoplasm. NCBI's taxonomy places the organism in Eukaryota, Metazoa, Chordata, Actinopteri, Perciformes, Serranidae. The record is from RefSeq and is a predicted model, not a curated record. Gene Ontology annotation, molecular function: ubiquitin protein ligase activity; SMAD binding.
GUGCUGUCGUCACCGGUCAGCUCCAACCAGCAGCCCCCUGAAGUGGGCUCCACACCGGAGGGCUCAACAGUUGAACUGUCGACGAGCUGCAGGAGAGGAGGACUCGGUCCGAGGCAGACUGCUGCCGAAGAUGUGAAGAUAAACACGGCGUUAUCUCCACAGCAGCUCCUUCACACGUCUCACCGGGGACGAGUCGUCUCCAGUAGAUGCACUUUGCAGCUCUGCUACACCCCACAUAUUUUAAUUUUUUUUCUGUUUUUCUUUUUGAUUUUUUCGCAUUUGUGAGCGAUCGCUAUGGCACUUCAGUUCACAUCCGGGCCACAAUGCCUUGACUCCAUUAUUGUCUAAAACUGGCGGAGAGGUUGAUAAACCUUUAUUUUUUAUUUCUACACCUGAACGAGACAUCUUUCUAACGAGCAGUGAAGGCUGGGACCGAGAGGACAUGUCUAACCAAGGAGUCCGGCGGAAUGGCCCCGUGAAGCUGCGACUAACAGUCCUCUGCGCCAAAAACCUGGUGAAGAAGGACUUCUUCCGCCUCCCUGAUCCCUUCGCCAAGGUUGUAGUGGACGGUUCAGGGCAAUGCCACUCUACAGACACUGUGAGGAACACACUCGACCCCAAGUGGAAUCAACACUACGACCUAUACAUCGGAAAGUCAGAUUCCAUCACCAUCAGCGUGUGGAAUCACAAGAAAAUUCAUAAGAAGCAAGGGGCUGGGUUCCUGGGCUGUGUCCGCCUUCUGUCCAACGCUAUCAACCGCCUUAAAGACACAGGCUGUAAGUACCAGAGACUAGACUUGAACAAGCUGAGUCCCAACGAUAGCGACACAGUCAGAGGCCAGAUAGUGGUGAGCCUGCAGUCGAGGGACCGGAUAGGCACAGGAGGCCCUGUGGUGGACUGCAGUCGGCUGUUUGACAACGAUCUCCCAGAUGGCUGGGAGGAGAGGAGGACGGCGUCUGGACGAAUCCAGUACUUGAACCACAUCACACGCACCACACAGUGGGAGAGGCCUACCAGGCCUGCGUCAGAGUACUCCAGCCCUGGCCGGCCUCUCAGCUGCAUCGUGGACGAGAACACGCCCAUCAGCACGAACGGGGCCACGCCCACCACAGCGUUGCCGCCUAUCGACGGCGACCAGCGCGCCCAAGAGAGACGGGUCCGCUCCCAGAGGCACCGCAACUACAUGAGCAGAACUCACCUGCACACACCUCCAGACCUCCCUGAGGGAUAUGAGCAGAGGACCACACAGCAAGGCCAGGUGUACUUCCUCCACACUCAGACGGGUGUCAGCACGUGGCAUGACCCCAGAGUACCGAGAGAUCUGAGUAAUGUGAACUGUGAGGAGCUGGGUCCUCUGCCUCCUGGAUGGGAGAUUCGGAACACUGCAACCGGGAGGGUUUACUUUGUUGACCACAACAACCGAACCACACAGUUCACAGACCCACGCCUCUCCGCUAACCUGCAUCUAGUCCUAAAUCCAAGCCCAAGCCCGAAUGGUUCUCGAGGAGGCAUCGAAAGUCAGAAUGUCAGUCGUCAGAACCAAUUGAAGGAUCAGGCCCAGCAGGCUCUGGUGUCCCCUGGUCAGCUCCCAGAGGAGGCCGAGUGCCUCACGGUGCCCAAGUACAAGAGAGACCUUGUUCAGAAGCUCAAGAUCCUCCGCCAGGAACUGUCCCAGCAGCAGCCACAGGCCGGCCACUGCCGCAUCGAGGUGUCCCGCGAGGAGAUCUUCGAGGAGUCGUAUCGCCAGGUGAUGAAGAUGAGGCCGAAGGACCUGUGGAAAAGGCUAAUGGUGAAGUUCAGAGGAGAGGAGGGCCUCGAUUAUGGAGGAGUGGCCAGGGAGUGGCUCUAUCUGCUGUCACAUGAGAUGCUGAACCCGUACUACGGCCUGUUCCAGUACUCCCGUGAUGACAUCUACACGCUGCAGAUAAACCCGGACUCUGCGGUCAACCCUGAGCACUUGUCAUACUUUCACUUUGUGGGCCGUAUCAUGGGGAUGGCAGUGUUCCACGGCCAUUACAUAGACGGAGGCUUCACUCUGCCCUUCUACAAACAGCUGCUGGGUAAACCCAUCACCCUGGAAGACAUGGAGUCUGUCGACCCCGACCUGCACAACAGCCUCGUGUGGAUCCUCGACAAUGACAUCACAGGUGUGCUGGACCACACCUUCUGCGUAGAACACAACGCCUAUGGAGAGAUCAUCCAGCACGAGCUCAAGCCCAACGGUAAGAGCAUCCCCGUCACACAGGACACCAAGAAAGAGUACGUGCGGCUCUACGUCAACUGGCGUUUCCUGCGAGGCAUCGAGGCCCAGUUCCUCGCUCUGCAGAAGGGCUUCAAUGAGGUCAUCCCCCAGCACCUGCUGAAGGCUUUCGAUGAGAAGGAGCUGGAGCUGAUUGUAUGCGGCCUGGGUAAAAUCGACAUCAAUGACUGGAAGUCCAACACGCGGCUCAAACACUGCACUCCAGACAGCAACAUCGUCAAAUGGUUCUGGAAAGCUGUGGAGUCGUUCGACGAGGAGCGCAGAGCGCGGCUGCUGCAGUUUGUCACCGGCUCCUCCAGAGUUCCCCUGCAAGGAUUCAAGGCUCUCCAAGGUGCUGCCGGCCCACGGCUCUUCACCAUCCACCAGAUUGAUGCCAGCACCAACAACCUGCCCAAAGCCCACACCUGUUUUAACCGGAUUGACAUUCCUCCCUACGAGCACUACGACAAACUGUACGACAAGCUGCUCACCGCCAUCGAGGAGACGUGUGGCUUUGCUGUGGAGUGAGUCACUGCUGCAGGCAGAGUUCCGCGACAACCAGAAGCAACAUGGUUUGGCCAUGAUGAGCCUCCCCCCUGCAAAUCAACCCACUCAGACGGGGGUCAUCCACGGUUGCUUCACCCAGGGACGCCCAUACUUCCCGGGGACAUGUGGCCAAGCUAAAGGACGGUGGGCAAAGAAGACCAGACAAUGUCAUCUGACUCUGGGUGUUUUUUUUUUUAGACCCUCCAGCCCUCCUUUAUGUCUUUUUUUAUCAUUGAAAAGGAUCUCUUCAGCUGCUAAUAACUCAGACUAUUUACUAACUUGUGGAACCUGCAGAAGUUGCUGGCUCUUCCCUUUUUUUCUAAGUUCAUUUUAGCAUUUUAAAAAAUAGACUGUAUUCCAUGUAGCAAUGCUCCAUCUUACCAAGCAGAACACAAGGUCAGUCCACUCUGAAACCACAUUAACAAGACUGGUUUGUUUGCUAGAGCACAGGGUUAUUAAUGGUUACCGCAACCACUCGGAAACACUAAAUUUGGAUGCAGAGUGUGCAUGACUCGGGCUGUUUGGUGCCUCUGAGCGAUCACAUUUGGGCUAUCGGUAAUGCCAAGGCUGGAAAUCGGGGAUGUGUGCGGAGGAGAUGGCGAGACUAGAGACUGAAUUAGGCCGAGCCCAACUGUUUACAACCCUCUCCAAAGACGGCAGCAGGGACCUCUGCUCCCGAGGCGCUGCCCAGCAAGUAGCGCUGCAUCCCCACAAACCUGUUCCACACGUCUGACAGCUAGUUUUGUUUGAAAAUGAAUGAAAUGUGUUAUUUUUAUAUAACAGGGAAAAUCGAAAAAGAAACAAUAAAAUUCUAUAUAAUAUAUAUAAUUUAUUGCUGUUAUAUUUCAGAAACCCCUAUCCAUUGUUUCAGAAACACAAGAUCUUUUAAAUGUUAAGUGUUACUGUUUAAAUUAUAGAAGACAAUUUGUGAAAACAGAACUAAGCUUGACUGAAUUUCACUUACGAAUGCUGUGGUUUAUUUCCUGACAUGAUCUCUCUCACACUGUACGAGGAGAGGAAUGUCUCAAAGAGCAAAAAAAUCUCAAACACACAAUGUCCUCUGAGUGCCAUAAUCAUUUUUGAAUGAAUGACUCUUUGCUAAUAUCGAGCGGACCCUUUAAAUUCUACUGAUUUCAUCCUGGAGCUACACGUGGUGGCGUCUCCCGACCCUUUUUAUAACACGUUGUCAUUUGUAGCUGGGCUAUAUUAAUGUCACUAGCUUGAAACCGACCAUUGAUUUCUGAUGGUAUUCUGUUGAGAAGAGUCCAAAGUCCAUCUUUAUUGUGAUGCCUCCACAUUGUUGUUGUUGAAAAAAGAAAAAACCUCGACUACCUUCUAGCCAUGUGGUGCUAAAAUAGCAUUAACGUUUGUCUUAUAUUGGCAACCUUACUCAUUGACAUACUACUGCUUAAAGUGCACACUACACGACUCAUGCUCGUACCUGUCUGUGGCCACAAAAUGUUUCCAAGUGAUCAAUAGCUCUGGCUAGCCACAUUCUCAGGAGAUGUCAUAUGUAGUUUGUAACGUCCUUUGAUUUGACGACUGAUGAGAAACGAAUUCUGAACGCUUGUUUUGAUUUCCUGAAUGUUUAAGUUUGGUAUUUUUCCACCUGGACAAUAUUUUCCUGUGCUUUUGUGUGUGAGA